CCUUGCAAGUUGGGUGGUGUACUCGCGUGUAAUUUUUCUCAUUAAACUUAUCGUUUGGCCGUUAUGUUGAACAUUUAGCCACACUAAAGAGCGAAUGCGCCGUGGAUUUUUGUUUGGGACGGUUAAUGUAGCUUCGGAUAAAGUAGCAACACACUGGUCGAAGUUUAUUCACUUUGUUGGAUGUUUUUGUCAGUGACUAGAGUUUGGCGCGCCCGGGUGUAAUUGGAGGUUACCACUGGUGGUAUGACCGAGUUUCUUCGCGAAGAUGGAGACCUGCACACACGUCUUCCAGAUUUCUGGGAUCAAAAUCCGCGAUGAGAAAAGAGUUCUGAUCCAGGGAAUUCAGCAGCUGGGUGGGAAAUACAUUGGUGGCUCAGUAUAUCAGCACGCUUGCACCCAUCUCAUAAUCCCUCAGGUGUUGUCCAGCGAGAAGUUUUUGGCAGCUUGUGCUGCAGGAAAGUGGGUUGUAACUCCCGACUACGUGCUGGACAGUGUUAAGAAUGGCUACUGGCUCGCAGAGGAACCCUAUGAGGUGGCCAUUUCCACAGGUUCCUCCGCUGCCUUCUACCCUGUCAAACAGUGGAGAGAGAAAGUGGCCAGUGGGAGACUGAAAGGAGCCUUUCAGGGCUGGAGGGUGCUCCUUAUGGUCCAAGGGUCCACACGCAGAGCAAUGUUCAAACGACUCUUAAAAGCAGGCAGGGCUGAGGUAUAUCACUGCCCUCCCCCCUCUUAUGCCUCUAUCACUCAUGUCAUGGCGAAACCUGUUACAGAAUCCUCAAAAUCCCACAGUGCUCCUUGUUACCCUGUGAGCCACAUAGUCCAGCACCUCUUUGGGACUGAAAGCCUAUUGUUUGGGGGUCAGAGCAAUCGUGUGGAUAUGAAUUUCAACAUAACAGAAGAACAAGAGGCUCAUCCAGCAGAUGUGAAGGACAAUUUAUCUACUCUGGAGGCGGAGCUUAAGACAUAUAUCAAACAAGUGGGCCAGCCAAGACUGUGCUUCCUUGAAUAUUUGGGCUACCAUGACCCCUAUAGUCCCCUGGCUCAGGCAACAAAAAUGGACUUCAGCAAUGUUGGCUGCAUGAUAGAGUGUGGCCUCUUCACUGAAGCCUUGGACUCAAUCAGAAGUGGUGUGUACCCAGGCCUCCUGCCACCGGCGCCAUACCUGAUCUCCCUCUUAGAAUACGCUCAGCAGGGUAACGCCACAUCUGUCUUCAUGAGAAAUUUCCAGCAGGUCCUUGAUAAACUGCUUAUUACCAACCCUCCCUGGAUGGCUCCCAAGUCAGUGAAACAGUAUUUUACUCAAGUGCUGCAGUGUCCUCGGUGUAAGAAGGGCUUGUGGUCUUUUCUAGAGACAGCCAUCAGAUAUUCUAUGUCUAGUGAAGAGACCUGUCACGCACUUCCUGGACCUGGCCUUCCAACAUUGUUACACUUCCACUGUUACAUUCUGACUCUCUUCCUGAAGAUCUUCCAGGGGGAGCUCCACUCAGUCACUGCCGGAGAGUUUGUGCAGCUCCAGGGAGCCCCUCCAGCAUCAGCAUCAGGAUCUUUGCUCUAUAGAACCUUCUGGACUGUGUGGGAGCGCUCCACCCUCUUGUCCAGUGCUGUAAAACAACUAAUGCAGCUUUUGAUACAGGCUGCCAUGACUGAGUACGCCGAGAGGGAUGAGAAGCAGAAGUUGCACUUGGCAGACACCCUACUGGAUUUCCUGUCUGUGUUGGUGGAGUUUUGGUAUCAGCAGCAUUUCAAAUUAAACCAGACACUAGUGGAAAAAGGCCUGAAAGACCUGUCAGAAUAUCUUGCUGUCAUUAGCCAGGAUUUAUCUCCAAAUAUUUUGGUAGAACUGGUUAUCAGGGUUCGCUCUACCAGGCUUAAGUUGAUGGUGGCUGAUGCCAUAUUCAGGAAUCUCUGCUGCAGAAAUGGAUGCACUGUGGGAGAUGAACCUCUGUCACUCAAGAAAAUGGUGCUUUCCUACCUGCCUGCUCUGGGAAGUUUGGCUCUGAGUCCCAGUGGUACUCGCCUCAGGACUGAGCACACCUCACACAGCUGCACUAGUCAGGGGACCGACUGCAGACCUCAAAACUCUUUGGAGAAUGAAACCUGCUCGGAGAAAGAGAACAUCCCCAGAGGUUUGAACAGAGUCAACGCAGCAGGAGAGACCCUCCUCCACAGAGCUUGCAAGAGGAACCAAGUGGAAACGGUGCUUCAGAUCUUGGCGCUUCCUGGCAUAGACAUCAAUGUUAAAGACCAUGCAGGCUGGACACCUCUACACGAGGCAUGCAACCACGGCAGCACCGAGUGUGUGGAAGCUUUGCUGCGCCACCACCCUUCCCCUGUGCUUAAUAAUCAGGUGGAUGGAGUGAGUCCACUGCACGAUGCCCUGCUAAAUGGACACAUGGACAUUGCCAAAAUGCUGCUGGAACAUGCAGGAUCUGUUCUUCUACGCCAGACGGAUGGCCACGGUCGGGUCCCGCUGGAUCUAGUCUCUGAGCCAAGUCAGAGGGAAGAGCUCCUCCAUAGUGCACAGCUUGGAGACACAAAGUGUUUGAGAAAUGAGGCAACUGAAGUUAACCUUCCCCUCUUGGAGGCUGGAUCAUCUCUGCUGUCCCUACUCAUUUUCUCCUACCUCAGGGAAACGGGCAUUCCUCACCACACACCAACCAGCGACAAGCACCACAGCCUGGGCUACCGGCUGGUCAGGGCACUGGAGAGGCACUCCUUCCAAAAAGUGACUCAGGGCUGGGCAGACCAGCGGGCAGUGAGGCUGGUAGAAGAUGUAGAGACAUUGUGGGAGCUCAGCCAAGGGAAGUACCAGGGACAGGUGUCUCAGGGUAUAAUAGAGUGCAAAGGAGAGAACACACAGUUCCUGAUGAAGAUAUUAGAGGAUCUUAGGUUGCGAGGAGAAGCACUAGUAGGUGAUCUGUGAUCUGUAAGGUUAAAGGAUCACUUUACACCACACUGAAGCUGACUUAAAUGCAUAACCUGUGAGUGAAAGUGAACAAAAAGGUAACUUUUUAUUACAUGGUCCUAAAAUUUGCCAGGGCCUUAAAAUAGGUCCACAGGGCAAAAGUCUUCCUGUGGAUAUCUGCCUCUAAAGCAGCAUGCCUUUUAAGUUCAAAGCUGUUCAUUUCUUAAGUGCUACACUUUUAUACCUACUAAUACCUAAUGUUCAUUGGCUUGGUCUGUGUAUAUUGUAUAUUUUCAGGAGUUUCACAAGUUCUGUGUUUCGCAAAUAUUUCUUGAAUUUAAAUGUUAUUUAUUUUUAAUAUUUCAAGUUGCAUGUUUUUGUAUGACACUAAUGUUUCAUUUCAGUGUCGAGUGUUGCUACCUCAUGUUUUCUUUUUUCUUAAUUUUUUUAAUGCUGCG
Molecule: messenger RNA, 3363 nt
Organism: Pelmatolapia mariae (spotted tilapia)
Lineage: Eukaryota; Metazoa; Chordata; Actinopteri; Cichliformes; Cichlidae
Gene: slf1
Product: SMC5-SMC6 complex localization factor 1
Exons: 18
Coding region: 266-2923 (885 amino acids)
Biological process (GO): positive regulation of double-strand break repair; DNA damage response; protein localization to site of double-strand break
Cellular component (GO): site of double-strand break; nucleus
Molecular function (GO): protein binding
Source: RefSeq, a predicted model, not a curated record